AGUUUCUCUAUCCUUAUAACGGUAACAGACUGGCCAGUUCUACUAAAAAACGAAAGUGCCUGUAUAUAAGCGAAAUGAGAGUUCCCAAGCGUUCAUUUUCCUUUUGCCUUUCGUUCUCCUCUCUAUCCUUUCUCGAAACUUCCGUUUCUACUCCCGCUGCAAUUUCGCCGACAAAGGCAAGCCGCUUCGUUCUCCAGGUCUGGAGGGGGGGAUGGGUUCUGGCGUUCUGCAGCACAUUCGUAUAUCUGGCAAUGCGAUCCAAAUAAAUAAUUCAAGUUAUGACACUUGCCCAUACAUUCAGGUUGUGCAAUGGCUGGUGUGGGCUUGAAGGACCAGGAAAAACCACUUGGAAGAGAAAAUGCUGCUGAUGAUGGUCAGAGUUCUUGCAUAUGGGCUCCUAAAGGAGGCUGCAAAUUUGAGCUCGAUUCAGUAGAGCAGGAGGAUCAGUUGACCCAUGAAAUAUCUCUUCCGGAUACUAUAGAAGAUGAAGAUGCACUGAAUAUUUUCAAGCCAGAUCCCAAUUACUUAGAAAACGAAAAUAAGUAUGAAGAAUCGAAAAAGGCAAUACUAGGUGAUGAAUCUGAGGAAGAAGGGGAUUUUGAUGCUGAGUCUGUGGAUGAAGAUGAAGAUGAAGAUGAAGAGGAUGAAGUCGAUGACAAUGAAAAGCAAAUGAAAAUAGCCGAUGAGAUGGAAACAAACUUAGGCAACCUUCGAAGAAUCAUCUAUCUAACAAUAAUGUCAAAUGUGGACUUUGAAGAAGCAGGCCGUAAACUGUUGAAGAUUAAACUUGAGCCUGGUCAAGAGAUGGAAUUAAGCAUAAUGCUUCUAGAUUGCUGCAGCCAGGAGAGAACCUACAAGUGUUACUAUGGGCUUUUGGGUCAACGUUUUUGUAUGAUCAACAAGAUUCACCAGGAGAACUUUGAAAGGUGCUUUGUGGAACAGUACUCGAUGAUUAAUCGAUUGGAAACCAAUAAACUGAGAAAUGUUGCCAUGUUCUUUGCCCACUUGCUUGGAACUGAUGCAUUGCCUUGGCAUGUUCUGGCUUACAUUCGACUCACAGAAGAAGAUACCACCUCCUCUUCCCACAUCUUCAUCAAAAUUCUCUUUCAGGAAUUAUCUGAACAUCUUGGGAUCCGGCUUUUGAAUGAACGCCUGAAUGACCCAACCAUGCAAGAGUCGUUUGCCUCUAUUUUUCCAAAGGAUAACCCGAACAACACAAGGUUUGCAAUUAAUUUUUUCACAUCCAUUGGCCUAGGUGGGAUCACUGAGAACCUCCGAGAACAUCUGAAGAAUAUGCCACGCCUCAUCAUGCAGCAACAACAGAAGCCCACCUCCCCUGCUUCUUCUGAUUCAUCAGGCUCGCCAUCCAGCAGCAGCAACAGCUCUGAGAAAGAGGACCUCACCAAGAAAAAGCAGGAGGCAUUGAUCUGCCCAAUUGUCUGACUCUGUAUAUAAUCUUUUUAGACCGAGUUCUCUUUUUAAACAUUUUUCCUAAAACAAAUAGGUGACUUUAUACUUUCCCCACUGUUUUAUAUUUUUAUGCAACUCAGAAAUACUGCCUGAGUAUGAGUGUCUAGGAGACUGGUUUGCUUUUCUUGUCCAAAAGUUUGCAGACAAUGCGUCAAUGCUUGCGUAGGUUUGUUCGAAAUGGAUGCUUAAACCAUGCUUACAGACUAGUGGUUAAUAUCAAACAUUCAAACAUUAAUCCCCCCUCACUCAACAAGUUCUGUAAUUUCAGUAGGG
Messenger RNA from Cuscuta epithymum, 1743 nucleotides. The record is from the annotation of a GenBank genome assembly. NCBI's taxonomy places the organism in Eukaryota, Viridiplantae, Streptophyta, Magnoliopsida, Solanales, Convolvulaceae.